AGACUAAAAGAAACAGCAAUUCUAGUCUGUUCGAAGUGGAGGAACUGAAGAACUUUUAGAUCAUGAUCAUUCUUCGUUCCUCACUGCGUUUAACAUUCUUCAGGCUUGAGGUGCACUUAUUUUCUGUCCGAUUCCUUUUCCAAUCUCUUUUUUAGUAGUUGGUCGUCUAAAUCUCCCUUUAGCUUCAACGACUCCCUUUGCAAAAGGCAGCAGGUAUUCCAAUUCCACCAUCAUCUUCCUCUUUUUCUUCCGCCAUGUGAGAGAGCAUGAGCUGCUUCAGGGCACUGCCAUGACCUCCCAAUGCAGAAUUCUUGCUCUGUUCUUCUCUUCUCUUUUUCUCUUCUUCGAGGAAUUGGUCGCUCUCAGCGAGGACGGCGUGCUGCUGUUGCAGUUCAAGUAUUCCGUCGUCGACCCCCUUGAAGCACUCGGCGACUGGAACUACGACGACCCCACGCCCUGCGCGUGGAGUGGAGUCAUUUGCAUGGGCUUCCUGGACGCCGGCGCCAGCGGCAGUGCAACGGCUGACGCCGCCGCAGCCGCCACGUCGAGAGUCGUCGGGUUGGUGCUUCCCAAUUCUGAGCUCGCCGGUAGCUUGCCGCCGGAGCUUGGCCUCAUCAGGCACCUCCGCCACCUCGAGCUCUCCGGCAAUGCCCUUAAUGGAAGUCUCCCGCAGUCCAUCUUCAACUCGUCGGAGCUGCGCGUGCUGUCGUUGGCCAACAAUGAUUUUUCCGGCGAGCUCCCGCCGGGCGGGUUCGGCGGUCGGGCGGAGUACGUGAACUUAAGCGCUAACUUCAUUAACGGCUCUUUGCCGCCGAACCUGGGAGGGCAGAGCCUCCUGUAUUUGAACUUAUCGCGCAACCAUAUCUCCGGCACAAUCCCGCCGGAGCUGGCAUCGGGAAUCCCGGCCAACUCCACCGUGGAUCUCGCGUUCAAUGAUCUCUCCGGAGAGAUCCCGCAGACGGGAGUGUUCGCCACGCAGAAGCCGGAGGCGUUCGCCGGGAAUUUCCAACUCUGUGGGAAGCCGCUCGAGAACCUCUGCACGAUCCCAUCCACCCUCUCCAGUCCCCCCAAUUCGACGACGGGGACGCCACUGGAUCGUCCUCCAGCCUUCGCGGCGAUGCCGGAGAACGCUGCGGACAGGACGCCUACAGCCGGCGGCGGGCAACGGGGGCUUCGCCCUGCGGUAAUCAUAGCGAUCGCCGUUGGAGGUAUGGCUGGAAUUGGAUUUCUCUGCGCCAUGUUUUAUUACAUAUACUACAUGAAAAUGAAGAACAGAGAGGAACAACAUCGACAGCUGCAACAGGGAAACGCAGUGGCUCUUGGCAUGAAUAAGCAACAUUCGCCGCCGCCGCCGCAGCCGUCAUCGGAAUUGAGAGGAUUUAGUUGGCUCUUCUGCUGUUUAAAGGGAAAGGACGAUGAGGAAGAAGAAGACAGCGAAGAGUCGUCGACCUCCUCUGACCCAGAAGCCGAGGAAGAGACAAGAAACGGAGCGGAGAAAGUCAGCAGCGGAAGAACACCACAGCAACCGGGUGCCACUCUCGUCACCGUCGAUGGAGAGACGGAGCUGGAGCUGGAGACCCUUCUCAAAGCCUCGGCCUACAUACUCGCCGCCUCGGGGUCGAGUAUCGUCUACAAGGCGGUGCUCGCAGAUGGCACAGCCCUGGCCGUCCGGCGAAUCGGCCAGAGCAGCACCAUCGACAAGCUCAAGGACUUCGAGGCUCGGGUACGCAGCAUCGCCCAGCUCCGCCACCCGAACCUCCUCCGCCUCCGGGGAUUCUACUGGAGCGCCGAUGAGAAGCUCCUGAUCCAUGAGUACGCCCCCAACGGCAGCUUAGCCAACAUUUCAUUCAGCACCAAGAGGCAGAGUUCGUCGCCGUUCCACUUGAGCUGGGAAUCGCGGCUCCGGAUCGCGCGGGGCCUGGCGCGAGGCCUCGCCUACCUCCACGAGAAGAAGAGCGUGCACGGAAAUCUGAAUCCGAGCAACAUCCUUCUGGACGCGGACAUGGAGCCAAAGAUUGCCGACUUAGGCCUCGAACGCCUUCUCUCCGGCGAAGGCGGCGGCGGCGGAUACCGCCUGGGCACGUCGUCGCGGCUGUUCGGCAGCAAGAGGUCAUUGCAGUGGCAGGGAAUUUUACCGGAGCUUUCGCCUCCGGCGCCGGCGGUAGCCAGUCCGUGCGCGUCCUCCUCCGCCGCGUCGGCGGUGUACCAGGCCCCGGAGUUUCUGAAGAAUCUGAAGCCGAGCGUGAAGUGGGACGUGUACUCGUUCGGGGCGGUGCUGCUGGAGGUGCUGGCGGGGAGGGUAGUGUCGGAGGAGGAGGUGGACGAGUGGAACGCCGGGGGGUUGGUGACGGAGGAAAGACACAGGGUGGUGAGGAUGGCGGAUCCGGCUGUGAGGGGGGAGGCGGAGGGGAAGGAGGAUGCGAUGACGAGCUGCUUCAGGCUCGGGUUCGCUUGCUGCGCAGCGGCGCCGCAAAGAAGGCCGGCGAUGAAGGAGGCAGUUCAAGUGCUGGAGAAAUUACCACCUCCUCCUCCGUCCUCUCUUUCCUAAUGUCCCUACGAACUUGAGAUUAGCCAUCCCUGAUGAGCAGGGCACUGGGACGAGCUCAGUCUUUGCCGAUUUUACUUAAUUUAAUUAAA
Messenger RNA from Zingiber officinale, 2637 nucleotides. Its product is annotated as probable LRR receptor-like serine/threonine-protein kinase At4g37250. The record is from RefSeq and is a predicted model, not a curated record. The transcript has 2 exons. Bases 290 to 2548 code for a protein of 752 amino acids. NCBI's taxonomy places the organism in Eukaryota, Viridiplantae, Streptophyta, Magnoliopsida, Zingiberales, Zingiberaceae. Gene Ontology annotation, biological process: protein phosphorylation. Gene Ontology annotation, molecular function: protein kinase activity; ATP binding; protein binding.